AAGGAAAAUAAAGUAACGUCAGACAUAGUGAAAUGACCUGAUGUUUUAUCUCACAGAUAAAGAGCUAGGUUUGUUAACUUGCCAGUACUAGUACAUCAAAUCUGCAAGAAAUAUGAUCUCCAUUGUACUAUUCGGAUGCCUUCUAAUUGUCCCUGCAUUGGGAGAUCAAGGACUGAAAGCUGUAGAUUUAUUUCAUCAAGUGGACAAAAACGGUGAUGACCGUUUAACAAGGGUCGAUCUUGACGCUAUAUUCCUUCUGUUCGAUACCAACAAAGAUGGCAAAGUGACACCAGAUGAGUUCGUUGCAGAUUGGCAGACGUUUAACCUUGGUAAUCAACAGGAAGCUCAGACCCUCUUCACAAGGGCUGAUACAAAUGACGAUGGUUUUAUCGAUUCAAAUGACAUUCCUGCCAUAUUUGCUUUCUUCGAUCAAGAUGGGAGUGGUUUGGUAGACAUCAGUGAGUUUCUUACCCAGUGGGAGGCACUUCAAACGGAGCCAACUAACGAAUCUAACGUCAGCGUUGAUCUGACUGGCUGAAUAUAAAGCACAUGUGUUUUUGCUUUGCUUUUAUUCGUGUUUGUACUUUGUAGAUGCUUAUGCGCAAAUAUAUAUUGAUUUGUCACUGUU
Ruditapes philippinarum (Manila clam) is the source of this 628-nucleotide messenger RNA. RefSeq lists its product as uncharacterized. The record is from RefSeq and is a predicted model, not a curated record. Lineage: Eukaryota; Metazoa; Mollusca; Bivalvia; Venerida; Veneridae. The coding region runs from base 113 to 538 and encodes 141 amino acids. The transcript is spliced from 5 exons. Gene Ontology annotation, molecular function: calcium ion binding.